CGCAGAGUUUCAAACCGGCUGUGGUGGGCGAGGAGCAGCUGUGCUCGGGGUGUGAUCGGCGUUGGUGCUGUCGGGGUCUAGUGGACAGAGAAGACUCUUGGCCAGACAAAUGGCUUCUCGGUGGCAGAGCAUGGGGACCUCUGUGCGCCGGAGAUCUCUCCGGCACCAGGAGCAGCUGGAGGACAGCAAGGAGCUGCAGCCUGUGGCCAGCCAUCAGGAGACCUCUGCAGGGGCCCUGGGGUCUCUGUGCAGGCAGUUCCAAAGGAGGCUGCCCCUGAGAGCCGUCAACCUCAACCUCUGCACAGGCUCCUCCUGGAAACGCCUGGAAACCCCAGAGCCAGGUCAGCAGGGCCUCCAGGCUGCAGCUCGCUCAGCUAAGAGCGCUUUGGGUGCCAUGUCCCAGAGAAUCCAGGAGUCCUGCCAAAGUGGCACCAAGUGGCUGGUGGAGACGCAGGUGAAGGCCAGGAGGCGGAAGAGAGGAGCACAGAAGGGCAGUGGAUCCCCAGCUCACAGCCUGAGCCAGAAGAACACUCGGCUGUCUGGAGCCGCCCCUGCCCACUCAGCCACAGAGCCCCGGGAGAAGGAGCAUCACCACCUCUCUGCCCGGAUGGGCUCACGUGCCCACCCAUCACGGCGGUCAAGGCGGGAGGCUGCCUUCCGGAGCCCCUACUCCUCAACAGAGCCCCUCUGCUCUCCCAGCGAGUCUGACAGUGACCCAGAGCCUGUGGGGGCGGGAAUUCAGCAUCUCCAGAAGCUGUCCCAAGAGCUAGAGGAAGCCAUUAUGGCGGAAGAGAGAACUGUCCGUGGCUCCUCUGUGCCCUGCCUGCCUGUGGAAUAGGGAAAAGCAACCUGACUGCUAUGGAGCUCCUGGUGUCUCUGCUCAUGGCCCCAUCCUAGGGGCAGGGCCUCGGUUGUGGAUCUCCCCUAACUUGGGGCUAUUUCUCCAUUCCACUUGUAUAAUGGCCAUGAUGGGCUCUAAGGCGGAGCCCUGCCAGCUCUGUGUGUUGGAGGGCCAUAUUCCUACCACGUUUCCGGGUCUGAUCUUGUCUAACUCAGGCUGAGAGGGGCCCACUCAGAGCCCACCACACCCAGUGGCAUCAAUCCCUCCCCUUCUCUCUAGUGGUGACAUCAUCUCUCUCAUUCAUGACUGAGGAAGUGCCUGCAGGUAAUGCCCACCUCCCAAGCGUCUUUCUCACUGUCCUCCUCCUCCUCCACCUCAUGCAUGAGCAAGUUAAAGAAAAACCCACAGAGCUGAUGGGCACAGCAGAGUAGGUAGGACCCGCUUGCUGCUUGGAGCCAGAGCUGCUAACCUCACAGACCCCAUCAUUAACAGCAUGCCAGGGGCCCCGAGUAGCUACAGCCACCUUCCAGCAGCCCCCACCCCACAGCGAGCAGGGAAAGGUAUCCCUACUUCUCCGACCUUAAGCACAGUGACAAAGGCAGCUGUCUUGCAGGAAACAAGCCCUGUCUGACCGCCAAGUCUUCGUACUCAAGGAUGUCUAUGCUUCCCCAUGAGCUUCCCGGAGGAAACCCCCAGGAGUUGUCAGUACCCCCGGGCCACUGCUAACAAGCACCUAACAAGGGGCCCAGAGCCCCCUGCUCCGGCCACAUCUGGACCCAUCAGUGACUGCCUGCCAUAGCCUGAGAGUGUCUUGGGGAGACCUUGCAGAGGGGGAGAAUUGUUCCUUCUGCUUUCCCAGGGGACUCUUGAGCUUAGAAACUCAUCGUACACUUGACCUUGAGCCUUCUAUUUGCCUCGUCUAUAACGUGAAGUGCUAGCCUCAGAGGUUUGAGAGCUCUUAGCUGUGUACCCAGGUGUCUGGUUUUUGGGGAGUCCCCCGCAGAGUCACUCACCCACCGUGUUUCUGGUGCCAAGGCUCUUGGGGGCCCCAUUGUCAUCCCUGCUUUCCCUACCAGGGACUCGGAGGGAGGCAUAGGAAAUAUUUCCAGGCUUCCGACCCUGGGCUCACAGGUUUCUAUUUAUACGCUCAAGGCGGAGUACUGUGGGUGUGCCGGGAGGGGUAGCCCUGUUCAAAAGCAAUUUCUGCCCUUUGUAAAUUAUUUAAGAAACCUGCUUUGUCGUUGUAUAAGAAACCAGCGUGUGACUUUCCUAGAUGACACUGCUUUCUCAUAAUAAAGACUGCUUGCAUUUGA
Messenger RNA from Mandrillus leucophaeus (drill), 2154 nucleotides. It is a transcript of the gene PIMREG, whose product is annotated as family with sequence similarity 64, member A. Lineage: Eukaryota; Metazoa; Chordata; Mammalia; Primates; Cercopithecidae. The transcript is spliced from 5 exons. The coding region runs from base 110 to 838 and encodes 242 amino acids. The record is from RefSeq and is a predicted model, not a curated record.